AUGCGACUUUAUGCUAUAGCGGAUCUUCAUCUGAGCUACAAGCAUAACCGCGAGGCCUUGGAUGAACUCAAGCCACACUUAGACGACAGCUUGAUCAUAUGCGGAGAUGUGGGGGAGCGUCUGGAGCAUCUCUCGGACGCGUUCCGAAUCACGACCAAGCUAUUCAAACAAGUCUUUUGGGUACCUGGGAACCACGAACUCUACACGCUCCCUAGUCAGAAGCACGAAGGGGACUCCGAUAAGGAACUAGACCAAGAGCUAAAGGGACACUUCAAGUAUGAGGAAUGCGUGCGAGUCGCGAACGAAUGGGGCGUCAUUACCCCUGAAGACGAAUACGUCAAAUGGGAAGGCGAGGGUGGCCCAUGUAUCAUCUGCCCGAUCUUCACGCUUUACGACUAUAGCUUUCGUCCGGACCAUGUGUCGCGAGAGAAGGCGUUGGACUGGGCAAUGGAGGAAAACGUUUAUGCAACGGACGAGGCACUCCUCCAUCCCGACCCCUACGACACUAGGGACGCCUGGUGCGAAGCGCUUGUUGCCAAAACGCAGGAGCGCUUGGAAGCUGCUGCAUCAAGGGGCAUUCCUCUUGUCGUGGUCAACCACUGGCCGCUACGAGAAGAUCUUGUCAACAUCCCGAGCGUCCCCAGAUUCAGUCUAUGGUGUGGGACCAAGAGGACGGAGGAUUGGCACUCCCGCUUCAAUGCCAAAGUAGUGGUAACAGGCCAUUUGCAUGUGCGUCGAACAGAUUGGAUAGACGGUGUCAGAUUCGAGGAAGUCAGCUUGGGAUAUCCUCGACAGUGGCAAGGCGCGAAAGAUCGAGGACUGGGUAUCAAUGAACUACUCAGGGAGGUUCUCCCGGGCAUCAAAGAACCAGCAGACGGUUCGACCAUAUGGCGACAUUUCGGACUCCCUUCGAGCUUCACGUGA
This is a messenger RNA of Exophiala aquamarina CBS 119918, 924 nucleotides long. RefSeq lists its product as uncharacterized. The transcript has a single exon. Gene Ontology annotation, molecular function: hydrolase activity. The record is from RefSeq and is a predicted model, not a curated record. NCBI's taxonomy places the organism in Eukaryota, Fungi, Ascomycota, Eurotiomycetes, Chaetothyriales, Herpotrichiellaceae. Bases 1 to 924 code for a protein of 307 amino acids.